AUGGCGGCAGUUGGGUUUUUUCUAUUGCCAGAGUGGUUAAGGAAGAGAAGUUCUACUAAUGAUAAUGUGGAAGAAUUGGAAGUUAACAUGGCAACGGCAACGGCAACGAGAAAGGAUUACCAAUUAUUACCAGAAGAAGCCGAGGAAGAUAAUUACACGGAUACGGACGGUUCCAUUUUGACACAAAAUGUUAAUAAUGUGAAAUCAGCACCAAAAGAAGUCGUUAAUUAUAAAAUGAUCAUUGCUGCCUCUUUCUUAGAUGUUAUUGCCAAUUUCGCUUUAACUAUUGGAUUUUUCUAUGUAGGAAGUGGGAUGUACCAAGUAAUAUACAGUUCAGUUGUUAUUUGGUGCGCUAUUCUUUCCUUCUUUUUACUCGGACGAAAACUCUCUUUAUUGCAAUCAGUAUCCAUUGUGGGCGUAUCGGUCGGGCUUGCACUUAGCGCAUUUGGAAUAAAUCAAAUAUCAGAUCGAAUUCUAUCUGCUUGUACACCGGACACACGUCCUCCAUCACCAGAAAAAGUAUGUUUUUUAGUAGGAACAAAUAUGUUCGCAUCAUUCAUUCAUAAUCUGGCUUAUUAUUGGUUGAUGAAAGAACUUGGUAACGUCUCUACCGGGAUAUUAAAUUCAUUAAGAGCUAUUGUUGUAUUUGGUUUAAGUCAUUUUAUGUUUUGUCAUAUUGACGAAGGACAAUGCUUUAAUAUUUGGAAAGGUUGGAGCGCCAUUAUUGUAGUUGGAUUUGUUACUAUCUUUUCUAUAAGUAAAUCAAAAGAAUAA
This is a messenger RNA of Funneliformis geosporum, 774 nucleotides long. Lineage: Eukaryota; Fungi; Glomeromycota; Glomeromycetes; Glomerales; Glomeraceae. The record is from the annotation of a GenBank genome assembly.